This is a messenger RNA of Styela clava, 2138 nucleotides long. RefSeq lists its product as uncharacterized. The record is from RefSeq and is a predicted model, not a curated record. Gene Ontology annotation, cellular component: cytoplasm. Gene Ontology annotation, biological process: intracellular signal transduction. Lineage: Eukaryota; Metazoa; Chordata; Ascidiacea; Stolidobranchia; Styelidae. Gene Ontology annotation, molecular function: protein kinase inhibitor activity.
AGAUUUUAUAUAGCAGGUUAGGGUUAUCAAAUAUGGAUGUAUCACAACUUUUCUUCAUGAAUCAAGCUCCUUGUGACUUUUUUCCAGAAAGAACAUUGAAUAAUAACUAUGAGUUCUCUUCUAAUAUGAUGGGGGCAGUUACAGAUCAACAACAAGGAUCGUGUUUUGAUGAUUUGGAAGAAGAAAAUGAAAAACAAGAAAAAGAGUUAUAUCUGUGUAGUGAAUUAGGAGUAUUCCUUGCUCAAGAACUUGAAGAACUUUUGAUGCAACAAAAAAAUUUAGUCAAUGAUCAUACUAGAAUGCUUCUUGAUCUACAGUCAUAUGAAACUUCCAAAAAGUCCUUCCUCGACCUUGCUGAUAUGGAUGCUGCUUCAGAAUUAAAUGACACACUCAGUACACUCAGUUGUUUUUCUCCUGAUAGUGAACUUUCAUCCGAGCUUCAAUUCAUCAAAAAACGUUUCCAUCAAUCAUCUAGCUGUAGUGGAAUAGACAGUGUGGACAAACUGACCAACCUACAAUCACAGCGUCACCCGAUUCGUUCAGUCAUUCACUUUCUUGAUGAUCUGCGUAAGAAUCCAACUUUACAAAGAUCUGGUUCAGUUGAUAGUUUGACCGACAUACAGAGUAUUCCUGAAUCAACAUUGACUUCUUAUUCAACUCCUGCAACUAAAAACUUACAAUCAGAUUUAGAGAAACUACAACGUGCUCACGAUAGUAUCACACGACUCGAAGUUCAACUAGAUUCAACAAGAGCAAAAUAUCGAACUAUGAUGACAGAAUAUUCUCGGAAGUUGAAAGAAAUUUCACAAAGUCUCGGUAAUUGUGUAGAAAGAGCAAGACCCUACUUCGAUUCAGUCAUGAAAGCAAGAAAGGCGCAAAUGGAGACCCAGCAGGCUGCCAUUAGGUAUAAAAGAGCAGUUAACCUUCAGAAAGCAGGAAGAGAUAUGGUUCGAGUCGCAGAAGAACGUCUGUCUUUAUCAUCGGAUAAGUUUGACACAACAUGGCAGGAAAUGUUGAACCAAGCAACUUCAAAGGUAAAUGAAGCAUCAAGAGAAAAAGAUUAUAUACACGGAAUUCACAUGAAAGCUGCUGGAAUUUUUAAAGCUGCUGAAGAUGAUAAAAACAAAUAUCAAGUUACUUUACAAAGAAAUAUUGUCAAGGCAAAACCUUAUUUCGAAGUCCAGCAGGAUUUUCAAAUUAAACUUGAGGCGAUUACAAAGAAGCUAAAUUCUCUUGAAGUCAAAUUAUUAGAAGCUCGUCAGUUCUACUCUGACGCUCUUUCGUCCAUCAGACAAUCUGGUGAUGGAGAGGGCUCAUCUAUAGCACUUGACUCACUGGCAGAAAGAGGAAUGGGUGUCGGGGCUGAGAAUCCUUACGCGUCCGUGUUACCUAAACCAAUGCAAGACAUUCUGCGCCAGGAGGCUGCUACAACAAAAACGAAGGAAUCAAAAAAUAAGUCAACAGUUGUUGAAUCAAAAACAGAAGGAGUUGUAAAAUCAUUAAGAUAUCAAUAUAAUCCUUAUGACCUUAUGUAUCUCAACGAUACUGGUUCUGACACAGGUAGCAUCCGAGAUGGUGGAUUUGAUGGUUAUAUACAGGAUUUUUAAUAUGUGUGAGCUAUGUAUGCUAAGGUGUCUGAUUCGGGUCUUAUUAUCUUAAAAUCUUCUCUGCUUUUCUGAAAUGAUGCAUUCAGUUUCUUAUUAUAUAUUAAAAAAAACGAAAAUGCAUUAGUACUUCUAAAAAGUGCAUUUUGGACAUUAUUUUAGCGCUCCAACUGUAUUUUACGUGCUUUCGAGAAUUUUGAAUGAAGCAACUAAGCAUGUUGUUUAAACCUGCCCCGAGUUACAAGUAUCAGCACCAGCCCAAUUUUUUAUCUGAAGUACCCACUCUCCACUUAUGACAAAUUCUUGGUGCCAAACCCUGCCUUCACAAACAAAUUUCGAACACUUAUUGAGGUGGGAAUUCAGCAAGCAGUAUGGGUAAACCCGGGGCGAACACCCCUGUAUGGGCUGAUAAGGUCAAGUCUCAAGUUAUCAUCUGAUUAUCAAUUUUUUUUAUGUCAUUAUGGUAUACUUCUGUACGGACCUGUUCAAACGAAAGUCUUUCCUCAUGAACAAAGCCAGUGAUUCAUUAUAUCU